ACUCAAUUUAGACCACUGGUACCACCGCCACGUAUGGUACCACCACCGGGAGUAAUGGCUGGAGCAAAUUUCAUGCCGCCACCAUCCGCAUCAUCGGGACGUUGGAUGGCACUGGCGCCACAACGCCAGCCAUCACCACGGAAUUCACCGUCCGAACAAGGUGGCCCACCGGAAACUACCGCAAUAUCGAAGCUGCAAGAUAGUCCCACUGAGGGCUUGAAAAUUGUGGCUGAUGAUGAUUAG
Gongylonema pulchrum is the source of this 243-nucleotide messenger RNA. Lineage: Eukaryota; Metazoa; Nematoda; Chromadorea; Rhabditida; Gongylonematidae. The record is from the annotation of a GenBank genome assembly.